AGAAAAAUGAAGAAGCUCAUUCUGUUUACAUUGAUCUUUGCCAUCGCUCAUUCCCUUGGAUUCCCCUCCUUCUACCAUCGUUCCUCAGUAUUAUUCACCUAAAACAACCCAUCUAGGAUAUUCAUGUCGAAAUUGCAUAAACCCUACAAAAGUGCGAUGGAGUAGAAUUGGAAAUGGUCAGAGAUUACCCCAAAUUGUCGAUGGUCACUCUCAAUAAGAAUCAGAACAAACCAAAUAAGGGCUUCGUACUCUUUGGAGAACACGCAAGAGAAUUGAUCUCUCCAGAAACGGGUCUGCAUUUUGUGAAAAAACUCUGUAGUGAAAAUGAAGAAAUGAAAUCAAUCAAAGACAAUUACGAAUUAAGAAUGAUAGUCAAUCUAAAUCCACUCUCAAGAGAGAAAGUUGAAUCUGGAGACUUUUGUAAAAGAGAAAAUGAAAAUGGAGUCGAUUUGAAUCGAAACUACAAAUCCCAUUGGUCUAAAGUACAUAACACUAAUUACUCAGGAACACGACCCAGAAAUGGUAAGAACAGCUCCUGGACCCUUUGCAUUUUCAGAAGCCGAAACCCAAACAGUGAGAGAUGAACUCAAGAAAUUCUCACCAGACGUUUUCUUCUCCAUUCACUCUGGCACCCUAGCACUCUUCACUCCCUAUGCUUAUAGCAAAGAAUAACGUAUAACUUAAAUUCCUAUGUUUAGCAUCCGAGAAUCUCUCAAACAUGAUGCAAAUCCUAACAGAAGUUAGAGAGAAACAUUGCGAGACAUGUAAAAUGGGAUCUUGUGGCCAUGAAAUUGGAUAUCUCUCUCCAGGUACUUCAAUGGAUUAUGCUUAUGAUGAUUUGAAGGCAAACUAUUUUUAGUUUAUCAUUUUUAGAUCCCCUAUUCAUUCACAUUCGAAAUCUAUCACGGAGGCUUAGAUGUUAGAACUAAAAAGCAUGCCCUCAAAUUUUUAGAAGUCCAAUCCACUCAUAACAAACAUAGAAUCACUGAAGAAGAUAAACUAGACUAAUUACUAAGAGAUCAUUCCUGUUUUGCCACCACUUCCACGUAUAUCAAAUAUCUCAUUAAUUUAAUAGCAAAGAGAUGCCACCUGAUGAAUGCUUCAAAUAUUUCAAUCCAGAAGAGAAAGAAUAAUAUGAUUACUAUGUUGAAAAUUGGGCUUAAGCCAUUACAUUAUCAUUAAAUAGAGUGGCCGAAUAAAGGCAAACAUAACAAUAAUCAUGAUAUAUUUACAAUUUAUUUCAUCAACUUAUC
Molecule: messenger RNA, 1253 nt
Organism: Paramecium octaurelia
Lineage: Eukaryota; Ciliophora; Oligohymenophorea; Peniculida; Parameciidae
Source: the annotation of a GenBank genome assembly